This is a messenger RNA of Ctenopharyngodon idella (grass carp), 4306 nucleotides long. It is a transcript of the gene cdk5r1a, whose product is annotated as cyclin-dependent kinase 5, regulatory subunit 1a (p35). The coding region runs from base 636 to 1559 and encodes 307 amino acids. Gene Ontology annotation, molecular function: cyclin-dependent protein serine/threonine kinase activator activity; protein kinase binding. Gene Ontology annotation, cellular component: protein kinase 5 complex; cytoplasm. The record is from RefSeq and is a predicted model, not a curated record. The transcript is spliced from 2 exons. NCBI's taxonomy places the organism in Eukaryota, Metazoa, Chordata, Actinopteri, Cypriniformes, Xenocyprididae. Gene Ontology annotation, biological process: positive regulation of cyclin-dependent protein serine/threonine kinase activity; brain development; activation of protein kinase activity.
CUGGUGUUGUGGAGAGCGAUUUCAGAGCACACAUGGACAGAUAACUAGAGGGAGCUCAGCCACUGCCAAGUUCCCACCCAUCCUACAGCAUCACCAAGAGAGAGCACCAAAGCCUUCUCUCUCUAAAAAAUAGCGGUCAAUGAACGCAAUUCAUGUAAUUUACUUAAGGAUUAGUCUGAUGCGGACUUUUAUUUUUAAGCCUUUCCAGUUGUAUUUAAGCCUAGCCUGUUAUUCACCCGCCUGCGCAGUUCAACAAGAAGAUCACAGACGGGCAGAUGUGAAACAGACCCGAGAUUUAUUGUUAUGAAAGAGAGAAACAACAGAAUUGCCAUGUAUCGAGGGUUUAUGUGGGAAGACGUGGCAUGCAUCCUGGGAAGUAACCUUAGCAACCGGAGAAUCCUGAACACCCUGCAUAGUUGCUUUACGUAGAAGCAUUAUUUCAUCGCUGACGUCCCAUUUUCAGCACCUUGGACAACGACGAGCACGUUUCACAGUGCGACACUGAGAAAAAGCGGGAUAAUCGACGGAUAUUUCUAUAUUUACCAAUUCUUCUUCUUCUGUAUCUACAUUUAUCAUCGCGAGGAAGACGUAUUGAUUAAUUCCAUAUCUAAAGACACUGUCAUAAUCAAGGCAAGAUGGGAACUGUUCUCUCAGUCUCCCCGAGUUAUCGAAAGGGAGGCCUAUUUGAUGAAAUACCACCCCCACUGGCACAUUAUACAGCUGUGCAAAACAGUAAAAACGCCAAGGACAAGAGCCUGAAACGGCAGUCGCUCAUCAAUGUCCUGCCGUGGAAGCGCAUCGUGGCGGCUUCGGCCAAGAGGAAAGGCUCUAAGAAGCUGGCGUCUGGCGACAGUCAAGAUGAAGAGAGCGUGGGCACCCUCAACAGCCAAAACCUGAAGAAGUCCCAGUCCUGUGCCAAUCUCUCCGGCUUCACUCAGGAGCCGGCCGUGAGCUCCAUACCCACGUCGAAAACUACGGCCAAUGUGGCCUCCACCACGAAGAGGACCUCGAUCACUGGAUCGGUGGGUCAGGCGACCAACGCUGGCACACCCAAAAGAGUGAUCGUGCAGGCUUCCACCAGCGAGCUUCUGAGAAGUCUGGGCGAGUUCCUGUGCCGACGCUGCUACCGACUGAAACGCCUCUCUCCGGCCGACCCUGUUCUGUGGCUGCGCAGCGUGGACCGGUCCCUCCUGCUGCAGGGUUGGCAGGACCAGGGAUUCAUCACCCCAGCUAACGUGGUCUUCCUCUAUAUGCUGUGCCGCGAGGUCAUUACGGGCGAGGUGUCCAGCGAGCGCGAGCUGCAGGCCGAGCUGCUCACUUGCCUCUACCUGUCCUACUCCUACAUGGGAAACGAGAUUUCCUACCCGCUCAAACCCUUCCUGGUGGAGACAGAUAAGGAUGCCUUUUGGAAUCGCAGUCUGGCGAUCAUCAACCGCAUGAGUAGCAAAAUGCUCCAGCUUAACUCUGACCCGCACUACUUCACGCAGGUUUUCGCUGACCUGAAAAACGAAAGUCAAAAGGAGGAGGAGAGCCGGAUACUUAUCGGCCUGGAUCGAUAAGUUAGCCGUUUGUGCAUAAACAGAAAAAAAAAACUGUGCAUAAAAAGGUUUUGUGUACAGAAACAAAACAAAAACUUUAGUGUUAUUAUUAGUAUUAAAAAGCAUAGAUUUUUGAAGCUUAUUUGUAGCAAUGAAUGCGAUUGGAUCAGCCAUUUGAAACCCUUAGGUCUGACCAAGAUGCAGGACAACUCCUUGCCAGCCAACAGUGUGUUCUUUGAUUAGUCGUGUGGCGUUUCGGAGGGCAAUGAAUCAACUGCAGGAUAUUCCCGACCGGGCAGCAUGUUGACCUUUCCAAGUGAUUCCAUCCAUACACAAACAUUAGCAGCAGACUUUAUGACUCCCAAUAAAAAAAAUGCUUCUCGACUCACAAUAAAGACUGAACGAGCUCAGUUUGUGCUACAGUUUAGUAGUAGUUGAAAACGAGAGCCAAGUUAGCAACACUUUCAAAAUUAUUCAAACCAAAGACUCUAGUUUGACAUUCACAUAAAUCCUAGACAGAUAUAUGAGGACCAUGAACUGCUGCUCUUGCAUGGCAUCACUUUUUCAACAUGUUAUGUUUGUUUAGCAUAUCUUAGUGGCCUUCAAGAAGGUCUGGGUCUUAAACUGCUGCAGAUUCAAGGCCAUUUGAUGAGGUGAUCUGUACAAACGUACAUCAGUUGUUGUUAAUGACAUUCUAUAUUGAGGAAAUCGAUGAUGAUUUAUGUGCUAAAAAGAUUUGUGAUGAAGGACCGACCACACUGCUUCCAACAGAACAGAAACUUUCACCUCGAGAAGGAGACCGUUUUCCAUGUUGCGCCACCUAUUGUCAUCGUGAAAAGAACUGAAAUCUCCAAUGGGGAACAAACAAAUAGAGCGCGGUUUUAUGUAUUUUCAGCAGCGAGUACUGUAUGUUCUUAUACGGGUGUUAAUGCAUGCUUCUUGACCAACCACACACUUUUUAAAAGAUUUUUGUUUUAUGAUUUGAUGGUCACAAUUUUUAUAUGAUGUUCUUUUGGACAGUGUUCCAAAAAAGAUGUGCCAUAAAAGUUAUAAAAUUCAGCAAGAAGUACACUAAGCUUUUGUAGCCUUCUCAUUAGGAAAGGGAUAUUUUUGAAAGAGCAAAGGAGAAGAGACAUUAUGGAAAGACUUGAGCUGGAGACAUACAAUGUUACAAAUAUUUUGUUUAAAAAAGAAGAAAGUAAAUUGCUUAUAUUAUUAGAAACUUGCCAUUGCUUUCAGUCCAUUAUAGGUCCAGAAUAGUAUUUUCAUAAUAAUUAUACAUAAAAACAAAACCCUACAGUUAUUUUAAAUACACAAAAUGCCCUCAAAUACAUAUCAAACAUAAAAAUGCUAAAAGAUGCUGCAAAACAAAAUAGUGCAAGGGUCAUGUGCAAAAUAAACUAUGAAUAAUGUUACGUUACAGUUUUAAGUCAAUCUGUUGAAAGAAAGCACUUACAAACAUGUUAAUUUUGCCCAUCAAGCUUCUUUGUUAUCUUCUUUUCUCUUUAUUUUAUGCUAUCUUACAAAAUGUGAGAAGACAGCAGAUUUGAUUUAUGCACAGUUUUUCUUCUGUUAAACUGUACGACACAUUGCAAACCAGAUAUGUUGCCGAUGAGACGUUUUGAAGUGAUGUAAUUAGUAAUCAUCUUGAGAACGAGGUGCUGUCCUUCCUGUGAAUGAGAGAUAUUCAUCAGCAUUUCUCGAUACAUUGUUUGCUCACUAUUCAAGCUUUAGUGUGUGACUUGAGGACAAGCACAGUUUUUGUUAAAGAUGAUCAACAGUGAUGAAGGAGGGGGAUUUAAAGCAGUUCACAGGUGUAAUAUUAACAUUUACAAAGAGGCUGAUUUGUGAGAGUCUUAAGAGGCCUCAAUAAAAAAAAGUACAGCAGCUUUUCAAUAUGCAAAUGAUGACAUACUGAUGACAUACUAAGAUUAGUUACCUGGACACACACAAACUGAUCAAAUCAACUCAGAUGGCAGGUCAUCUGUGACCUGAUUGCACUACGUUUAGCAAUAUGCACAACUGAAGUUUAAAGAUCAAUGACAGACAAAAGCUAACAGACAACAGUCUUUAACUCCAUUUAUUUGUCUUUUGUCUGUUAAAAAGUUUUUUUUUUUCUGUUUCUAUAUCAUUUACACACAAGACUAUAUACAUAUUUCUGAUCAUUUGCUAGUGACAACGCAUUCACAUUUAUCCCCCAUAUUUUGUGUCUGGCCUCAUUCUGAUUAAACACUGAUGGUGCUAAUAAUGCAAAGAUCACGUUUUACCCAUAGCAAGACCGUUCUCAUUGGUUAGCUGAAUGUAGUGAGGUUUUGUACAUAGGGCAAAAAGACUGUACAUGCAUUGAUGCUACUAUAACAAAUGGCUCCAUUGGUAGAUGGGAUACUGGAUGUGAUGAUAACUGACAGUAAAGGUUUGGAGGAGGACCAUACAGCAACUUUGUUCUUGUCAUAGAUAGCCUAAUAAAACAGGCAAAAUUGUGUUAUUAUGUUUCAUACAAUUUUUGUGGUUGAUGUAACAAUCUUCAACAAGAAAAAAAAAAACUGUAUAGCAACAAGAGACUGAAAUACGAAUUUCUCUUUUCUUUAUGUUUCACGUUGUGUGAAUUUUGUUGAUCAAAAUGAAACAAAAAUGAGUAACUAUGAUAUAUUUAAAGAAGCAAUCUGUUACAGUAUAUGGGUGUGUAUGAAUGUGAGUUUGUGCAAUGACUUUGGUCAACUCUUCUAUCUACUUUAUAUAAAAAUGUGCAUUUGCAAGCAAAAUAUUGA